CCAGCCCCGCCCCCACCUCAUUCCUCUUCCCAGCUAUGGCCCCGCCUUCGCCGCAGACUCCGCCCCCUCACCGGCUCCUCCCAACCACAGACCCCUCCCCCGUCAACCACACACCCCAGUUACUAAUCCCUCCUCUGGCGGGCUCCACCUCCGACCCCUCCCGGAAGCGCCGGCAUAGAGUCCACACAUGGAGCCUGAGCCUAGAGCCUCCGAGGCCGCCCCUGAGGCGGCCGUGCUAUUCGCCUGGGGUGCAAAUAGCUACGGGCAACUUGGCCUUGGCCACAAGGAAGAUGUGCUUUUGCCCCAGCAACUGAAUGACUUCUAUAAACCUGAAUGUGUCAGGAGGAUCAUGGGAGGAGGGGGCCACUCUGCUAUUGUCACAGAUGAAGGAGGCCUUUUUGUUUGUGGCCUGAACAAAGAUGGGCAAUUGGGGCUUGGUCACACAGAAGAUGUUCUGUAUUUUACCACCUGCAGAUCCCUCCUUGGCUGUCCUGUCCAACAGGUGGCCUGCGGCUGGGAUUUUACCAUUAUUCUCACAGAAAAUGGUCAAGUUCUGUCAUGUGGAUCCAACUCCUUCGGCCAGUUAGGAGUUCCUCAUGGCCCUCGAAGAUGUGUGGUUCCCCAGGCCAUUGAGCUCCUGAAAGAGAAGGUUGUUUGCAUUGCUGCUGGACUGAGGCAUGCUUUAGCUGCUACAGCAAGUGGCAUUGUGUUCCAGUGGGGAACUGGUUUGGCAUCAUCUGGACGGCGGUUAUGCCCUGGGCAGACUCUCCCAUUGUUUUUGACAGCAAAGGAGCCAAGCAGAGUGACAGGCCUGGAGAAUUCUAAGGCAACCUGUGUUCUUGCUGGCUCAGAUCACUCAGCUUCGUUGACGGAUGCAGGAGAGCUGUAUGUUUGGGGAAGCAACAAGCAUGGGCAACUGGCUUCCUUGGCUGCUUUCCUUCCUCUGCCCCAGAAAAUAGAAGCACAUUGUUUUCAGAAUGAAAAGGUCACUUCUGUCUGGAGUGGGUGGACACACCUGGUUGCUCAGACAGAAACUGGCAGAGUGUUUACCUGGGGCCGAGCAGACUAUGGUCAACUAGGGAGGAAGUUGGAGUCUCGUGAAGGCUGGAAACUACAGAGUCAUGAUUCAUCCCUCCCCUGCUCAGGACCACAGAAGAGCAUGCCUUCCUGUCUGCACUGCUUAACAGGAGCAGCUGAGGUCUCUUGUGGCUCAGAGCAUAAUCUGGCAGUGAUUGGAGGGACGUGCUACUCUUGGGGCUGGAACGAGCACGGCAUGUGCGGGGACGGCUCCGAAGCCAACAUCUGGGCCCCGAAGCCUGUGCCAUCUCUGCAGUCGUCACUGGGACUCCUUGUGGGCUGUGGGGCUGGCCACUCCCUGGCGCUCUGCCAGCUGCCAGCCCUCCCUGCAUUGGGCCAGCACCCCAAGGUCACCGGCCCUUCCCCAGAUGCCGCCGAGAGUGCCAAAUCUCAGGAAGCCAUGGAGAGAAACUGGAAGGAAAGACAACCAGAAACUUCUACUGAAAGCCUAUCUGACAGGUCCAGAAAUGGGGGGCUUGUGACAGAGGCCCUUUAAUAAAGUGAUUUUUUCCUACCCGAA
Herpailurus yagouaroundi (jaguarundi) is the source of this 1597-nucleotide messenger RNA. It is a transcript of the gene SERGEF, whose product is annotated as secretion regulating guanine nucleotide exchange factor. The record is from RefSeq and is a predicted model, not a curated record. Lineage: Eukaryota; Metazoa; Chordata; Mammalia; Carnivora; Felidae.